Molecule: messenger RNA, 252 nt
Organism: Protopolystoma xenopodis
Lineage: Eukaryota; Metazoa; Platyhelminthes; Monogenea; Polystomatidea; Polystomatidae
Source: the annotation of a GenBank genome assembly
AUGUUCAACCUAUUGAGACCAUCCUCGACGUCUAGAAAAUUUGCUUCUCAACUGCAUUUUCCCCCUUCCCUGCUCUUCCGUAGACAGCUCCCAACUCAGGAGUCUCACCUCCGACCUGCCGACGUCAACAUGUACACAGCUCUCUCCUGCCACCCUCGUGCCCGGCUCCCUCCCCUUCCUCUGAUUAGGUCGUUUCGACUCCCACCAGUGAUUUGGGCUGUUCCACUCUCCAGGGCCGGGUACAGAAUGUAA